Molecule: messenger RNA, 2009 nt
Organism: Scleropages formosus (Asian bonytongue)
Lineage: Eukaryota; Metazoa; Chordata; Actinopteri; Osteoglossiformes; Osteoglossidae
Product: zinc finger protein 628-like
Exons: 4
Coding region: 415-1860 (481 amino acids)
Biological process (GO): regulation of gene expression
Cellular component (GO): nucleus
Source: RefSeq, a predicted model, not a curated record
AAACGUGUGUGUGCGCGUGUGCGCGCGCCCGAACGGACCGCUAUCCUAGCUGUUCACGGUGAAACGCGCAGGGUUACUUCUGCCACCUGACCAGCACAAGCGAUUGUAAUUGAAACUGUGCGGAUGUUAUGUGAACGCUGUACGGCCCUUUCACUCAGACAAAUGUUAUCCGGGUUGUGCUUAUAACACCGCUCUCGUUGCCUGCGCUUCCCUGCUCUACGCGCCGACGGCCGGCGAGAGCAACGCGGAGAGGGCAAAAGGAGCACGUGCCCACAGGACCAGCAAUGGGACGGGUUUCUGGAAAAGACCACGCCUCCUCGUCUCAUCCUCCUAUUCGUGGCGGCGAGAUAUAAUUGGUCGACUUCCGGAAGUGACGGCUCACUGCUCACGAGCUGCUUCCCGUAGCGCCACGCCAUGUCGAGUCGCGUCGCUUUCCACGAGAAGCUCGUGUCCGUCAUGGAGGCGCUGGCGAACGCGGCCGUGGCCGAGAUCUGCCAGCUGGUGGAGGACGGCUACGCGCUGCUGCGGCUCGAGGUGUCGCGGAGGCAGGAGGAGAACGAGGAGCUGAGGACGAAGCUGCAGACCAUGGAGCUCCUGCUGGUGAGGCGAGCGCGGCGCCGCGGGGAUCGCGCAGGUGGAGAGCGUCCGGCGACGUCAUCAUCAUCAUGUGUUGGCGGAAGGGGGCACCACGUGCCGGGGGGCAGACCACGGCUGCUGGCGCAGACGCGCGAGGACGUCGAGCUGCUGGUGGAGGAGGAGGACAGACCUGCGCCGCACCGGGAGGCGGAACGUCCAGCUGCCGGAGUCCUGGAGGAAUCCCCAGCGGAGGCUACUGUGCUGGACACGCGUCCCGGCGAGAAGGAGCACAGGGCCGAGUCCCAGCUCAUCAAGGAGGAAUCGCCGGAAGAGCCGUGUGGCAACAGCGAGGAAGACGAUGUCGGAAAGCGAAGGACCGUCGAGGGGCCGGUGGCUCACGUGAAGAGGCUUCCUGUUGGGGACCCAUACGUUGUAUGUGCGGGGCUCUCAGAGCAGCAGAUGGGACACAGCAUGUGGGGAGGAGCUAGAUCAGAGACCCUCUUCAAGCUGGAACCAGGCGGACAGAGUGUGAAGGAGACACUUGGACACACGCGGUCUGGAGGCAAGGUGGAGAAACUGAGCCUGAAUAUUGGGAGUGCAGCCCAUGAGCGGUCAGCACAGCUGGUGCGGGUUGCGGACGUGCUGGUGGAUGACCAGCCCUGCACGGAAGUUGCAGACUUGCACACGUGCUUCCAGCCAGAGCUUGAAGGAGCUGGUGUGGUUCUCCCCUCCUCAGCUGCGUCAGGGGCGGAGUCAGAUGUAACCAUGGAGUAUGUGAUGCGCUCAACAUGGAGCGAAGACUUGGGUCCAGGGGUGGCUCAGACGCAACACGGGUGUUACGCUGAAGAUGGGCAAAGGACAGACAUUCCCUCCAAAAGUGGGGCCAGCAUGUGUUCACCUCACGCCCCAGCCGUUAGCGCAUCGCAGUCCUACGGCUUGGACGCGAACGGAUUUUUAACGCAUUACAAACGUUUUGCUGCACCUGAAAGCACCAAGACCUACCGGAAGUUUGAGACGAGAGGCAAAGUAUUUGUCUGUAAAUUUUGUGGGAAGUGUUGCACGCGCUCCAGCAACCUUAAGAGACAUCAGAGGGUCCACACUGGCGAGAAACCGUUCAGCUGCACGCUCUGCGGCAAGAAGUUCACGCAGUCAUGCAGCCUGAAGAGACACCAGAGCGUUCACACGGGAGCACGACCCUUCCACUGUCCCCGUUGCAGAAAGCAGUUCUCGUACACCGGUGACCUUCAGAAGCACCAGUGUUCACACUGGAGGAAGACGGUGUAGUUGCAUUUUGUGAAACGCUACAUUUACACGAUCCAUCUGUGCACAGAACAAUUUUAUUUAUUUUUUUUUUUACAUCUUCGGUAAGGGAAAUGUUUCAAAGUGCUGUUUUGUUUUUUUUAUUUAUUUUUUUUAACGUUAAUUUAGCUCAU